AUGAAUGUUUGGCCUGCAAAACUACAAAGCCGGCGCAUAUGGAAUCCAAAUUCAACACUAAUGACUAUGUUCUACAACGGCACAGUCAACGUGUUCGACGUCCCGGUGGACAAGGCCCGGGAGAUUAUGGUGUUAGCAAGCAGGACAUCUGUUUCAAGCCCACCCAGUGCACUUGCAGUGCAGAAACCUGGUUGUCAUGUCUCUGACAAUGCUGCAAGAGUGCCCGUGCCUGAGCCGAGGCAUGUGUCGGUCAUUUCAAGUCCAAUCCCCGCCGUGUCACAAGCUCCGACGAUCUCCAAGCGCAUACCAGGCUACCAAAAUUACACCCCAGCUCCAACAACAUCUUCAGGCGUACCAUCAUCAGUUGUUCCACCACCAAGUCAGGCAUCCUCAGCUCAACGGAUGCAACAAGCAUCUCCUGCUGUCGCAACAGCUAUUAAGCCAAUUGCUGUCCAUCAAUCUCGGAAAGCAUCUCUCGCACGAUUUUUAGAGAAGCGAAAAGAAAGAGUUUCAAGUGUCACACCGUACCCAUUGUCAAAGAGCCCGCUAGUGAGCAGCGGCACCUUUGGUAGUGCGAGCACUCCAAGCAGGUUAUCUAGCGCAGACAAUGCUCCACCCAGCAACAACUGCCAAGAGUCUAUGAGCAAGGACAUGUACAAUGGCGCUAGCUUAGGGUGGUUAUUGAGUUGGAAUGAGAGAUAG
Molecule: messenger RNA, 702 nt
Organism: Triticum turgidum subsp. durum (durum wheat)
Lineage: Eukaryota; Viridiplantae; Streptophyta; Magnoliopsida; Poales; Poaceae
Source: the annotation of a GenBank genome assembly